Chondrus crispus (carragheen) is the source of this 1185-nucleotide messenger RNA. RefSeq lists its product as hypothetical. NCBI's taxonomy places the organism in Eukaryota, Rhodophyta, Florideophyceae, Gigartinales, Gigartinaceae. Gene Ontology annotation, molecular function: catalytic activity. The coding region runs from base 1 to 1185 and encodes 394 amino acids. The transcript has a single exon. The record is from RefSeq and is a predicted model, not a curated record.
AUGCCUUUCAGAACAAGCAACAGUUCGCUCCACCAUCAAACUCUUUCAAUGCGAAAUACUGCAUUUGUAUCUCCCAUAUUGUUGCAACAUAGGAGAGGAGCUCUCCCGCUUCGGCGUUCGCGAAGUGGACGGCCAAGAUUUCAAACAGCGCCGUUCCCUCUUCCACGGCAAAGAUGCACUUUGAAAUGUACGAGAGAGGUAGAGGUGAAGGGGGUAGGACAGGCAGCUAAUGUUGCACCAGAAACGGAACCAUACCAAGUUCGAGAUUGGCUAUUUAAGUCCUUCAGAGUUCAGUACGCGGUUGCUGGUGAAGAAGACGCAGGCCGCUCGAGCAAGCCUGCCGUAAUUCUUGUGCAUGGUUUUGGGGCCAAUUGCCAGCAUUGGCGUAAAAACUUGAAGCCAUUAGCAGAUAACGGUUGGCGUGUUUAUGCCAUGGAUUUGCUUGGCUUUGGUAUGGGUGAUAAACCAACCCCGGGAACAUUGGACAGUGAUGGAGACCCUGUUAUGUACAACUUUGACUACUGGUCUGUGCAGUUGAAGGCGUUCGUGCAGGACAUCGUCAAGCUGCAUGAGGACGAGCGAGCAUUCUUUGUGGCAAACUCUAUUGGUUCUAUGGUUACCAUGCAAGUCGCCGUUGAAACUCCUGAAUUGUGCGCAGCUCAAGUGUUUAUAUCACCAUCGCUACGUCAACUCAAUGUAAGGAAGAGGAGUUGGGUACAAGACAUAGCAGCCCCGAUUUUCAUGAAGAUUUUGAGCUACCGACCACUGGGGGCCUUCUUUCUAAAUUCACUUGCCCGACCUGAUCAACUGCGCAGAGUAUUGCGAGAGGCCUACGAGGUCGAAGAUGCAGUUGAUGAUGAACUUAUUGAUAUCCUCGGAAAGCCUGCUUAUACAGAUGGCGCACUUGAUGUAUUUCUGGCCUUCAUCAUGUACGAUGAUGGCCCUAUUCCAGAAGACUUCUUAGGCGACCUGACGCAGCCGUCCAUGAUAAUUUGGGGAGAAGAGGAUCGCUUUGAACCGAUAGUUUUGGGUGAGGCUCUUCGUCAUUAUUCCAUUAUUGACCAAUUUGUGAAACUGCCGGACGUCGGUCACUGUGCACAUGACGAAUUGCCAAGUGAAUGUAAUGUGCUCAUCAGUGAAUUCGUGAAAACUAAUAUUGAUAGGGUAUCCCCACCUCUGGCAUAG